AUGAAGAUUCUAUCUUUCGUAACAUUGAUCCUACCAUUCGCCGCCAAUGGACUAUCACUUCAAUCCAACAGCAAUAUGAAAAAAGCACCAGCAGUUGACACUCAAAGACGGAACCUGUUUGCUGCUCUUCCUGCCGUGUUCCUCGCUCCCGCUAUUAGCAAUGCUUUGGACAUGGAUGCCUUCGUCAAUUCAGAAAUUGCUAAGGAUUCAACGAAGAGAGACAUGACACCGGAUGAGGCUAUGUGCAAAUACGGCCAAUCUGGUGAAAAGAAAUCUGCAGCAUGCAAGAGAUACAAAGGCACUGGAGGAACGGUAGAGGUCAAAAAGGAAAAGAGUCUUGGAGGGGCAUACGCUAUGUAA
Molecule: messenger RNA, 360 nt
Organism: Cylindrotheca closterium
Lineage: Eukaryota; Bacillariophyta; Bacillariophyceae; Bacillariales; Bacillariaceae
Source: the annotation of a GenBank genome assembly